Mangifera indica (mango) is the source of this 707-nucleotide messenger RNA. RefSeq names its product copper transporter 5.1-like. The coding region runs from base 123 to 548 and encodes 141 amino acids. Gene Ontology annotation, biological process: copper ion transmembrane transport; intracellular copper ion homeostasis. Gene Ontology annotation, cellular component: plasma membrane. The transcript has a single exon. NCBI's taxonomy places the organism in Eukaryota, Viridiplantae, Streptophyta, Magnoliopsida, Sapindales, Anacardiaceae. Gene Ontology annotation, molecular function: copper ion transmembrane transporter activity. The record is from RefSeq and is a predicted model, not a curated record.
UACUACAUCAAACCGAAGCGACAAAAGUUGUACCGGCUCUAGAUCAAGCAUCUUAAUUUUAUCGAACUCUCAGCUACUUUUCCUGAAACUAACUCUCUCUCUCUCUCUCUAACAGAGCGAAGAUGAUGCACAUGACUUUCUACUGGGGGCGCAGCGUCACCCUCCUAUUCGACUCAUGGCAAACCGAUUCGUGGCUGAGUUACGGUUUGACCCUUUUGGCCUGCUUUGUCGUCUCCGCUUUUUACCAGUACCUGGAGGACAAACGGAGGCGCGUCACCCAGAUCGGGGCGAAGAAACCUGCAGAUAUGGAGGUGCCGCUGCUCCAGAAGAAGAUCUCUGGAAAGUUAUCGGUGGGGAGGAUUACCGGGACAGUGCUGUUUGGGGUCAACUCUGGGUUGGGAUAUCUUUUGAUGCUGGCGGUGAUGUCGUUUAAUGGAGGUGUGUUCUUGGCCAUCGUGGCGGGGCUUACGGUUGGAUACCUCGUUUUUGGGAGUGGGGAGACUGAGGACGUUGGUGUAGCUGUUGAUAAUCCUUGUGCUUGUGCUUAGUUUCAAUUGGGUCUUUUAAUUUGUAUUGUUGUUUGCUUGAUUACUGGUUAAUUGAAUUUGUCGUAAUUGUGAAUUCUGUGUUUUCUUUGAUCUGUAUAUCGUUGCUAAAGUGUGAUUGUCACAAGGAAAUCAAAAUUUGAAAUCUUAAUUUGGGUUUUA